CACCUGCACUGGACACUAAAUACAGAGUGAAAGGAAAAUACCUCUCAGCUGGAAACAGAGGAACAAAUAAUACUGAAGAAAAGCGAGAUCCAGAUUUAUUUAUUUUUUACCAGAGCCAUUUAUUAGACUGAAGAGACCAGCUGCCAAUCCAAGGAUCAGUCUGUGGGUGAGCAUGAUGUCGUUUGUGCCACAGGGCCUCUCCCCACCUCCUUGUGGAACCCAGUACCCUAGCCUCGAACAGGAGCCUCCAGAGUUCAGCCUGUACAGCAACAACUUCUACAGCACUCCAACCCUGCCUAGCCCGCAGCAGGCCACCCCUACUUCCUACGACCUGGGAGACUACACCAGCCCUCCUUCCAACCCUUACUUGUGGUUCAACGGCCCAGAGCUCAACAGUGUUCCCUACCUAGGUGGGCCCACAGGGCCAGUCUGUGGGCCCUAUGUGCCCCAACUCUACAACAUGCAGAGGCCCUAUCUGGGUGCUGGCGCGCCGAGGGGUGGUGUAGGGGACCUGAGCUGGUUCUCCAUGCCCUCUCAGGAGGAGCUGAUGAAGCUAGCCAGGCCACCUUACUCCUACUCUGCCCUUAUUGCCAUGGCGAUCCACGGGGGCCAAGACAGACGGCUCACCCUGAGCCAGAUCUACCAAUAUGUUGCAGACAACUUCCCCUUCUACAACAAGAGCAAGGCCGGGUGGCAGAACUCUAUCCGCCACAACCUCUCCCUCAACGACUGCUUCAAGAAGGUGCCCCGAGAUGAGGAUGAUCCAGGCAAGGGUAACUACUGGACCCUGGAUCCCAACUGUGAGAAGAUGUUUGACAACGGCAACUUCCGUCGCAAGAGGAAGAGGAAGUCGGACUCCCUGCCUGGUGAGGGGGGCUCCUCAGGUUCUGAGUCGUUAGAGUCCAGCCCCAAACACCACAACAACAUGAAUGACGUUUCCAGCUCCUCCGAGCGCGGCCCCUCCCCCAUCUCCUCAGCCCCCUCCCUCUGCCUGAACAGCUUCCUGUCUCAGAUGGCUGAAGUGGGGACGGUAUCAAACACAGUAGUGUCAGAUACCCUCCACAGACCUAGCCUGGCUACAGAGCUGUCCCAACGGGUCUCUCCGGCCCAGAGAUACGGCUCCUACUCCCCCAAUGCUCCGACGCCUCAGUGGGAGGUCUGUAUGUCCCAUCCACAGCAGCCUACCAUUUCCUCCUCUCCUCCCCUCUACCCUGCGGGCUACAGUGACUCUGUCCUCACCCAGCUCAGCAGCCAACUAUACCCAGCCCUGGACUCUGCCUCAAUGCUUUACCCACGGGAAGGCACAGAGGUGUAAAGCACAACUGAUACAUCUACUGGGUCGUUCCACCAAUUAGGUGCCUUCGAGUACUUUAAUUUGCCAGAUUUAAAAACAAAAAAAUUCACCUACUUUUAACAUUCUGUCAUAAAGAGCACUGGUUCAACUUAAUGAAAAACACCCUUUCCCAUCUGAAUAGGCAGUUAACCCACUGUUCCUAGGCCGUCAUUGUAAAUAAGAAUUUGUUCUUAACUGACUUGCCUAGUUAAAUAAAGGUUAAAAAAAAAUGUUUAAAAAAAAAAUAAUAAUAAGUGCCAAGUAACAGGGUUGACCAUCUUAAAUGAGCCAUAAAUCCCCUUGUGACAGGGGGAAUGGAAGCGUGUUGUGUGCAACAGGGAGGGGCAAUUGAAAGCAAAGCUUCACAAAUUAGUGUCUAUUGAUAAAAAAAAUAAUUCUAGCCUGUCUAUCUAUGGGUAACAGGAUUGAGGUAUUAUGCUCGACCCGCUUAGUUUUCCACCACAAAACAGAUUGUAGAGCCAGCUCACCUGCUUUCACGCUAUGAUUUGACUGUUAAAUGUUCAAUGUGUCUUCUGAAAAAAAGAUUUUAAAAGGAAUAGCUUCACCAUAUUUAAAAUUUAAUUUCAGUUCACAUAACAGGAUUGACCUUAAAAUAAAUCACUAAUAACAGUAAAUAAAUAAUCAUCUUUAGAAAUGACUUUGCCAAAGUAACAUAAUAACCAGGGCUUUACAAUGAUGGUGAAAACCUGGAGAAAUGUUGGGGUUAAGUGGGUUAAAAUCUUCCUAGAAGUCACAGAGGGACCUGUCAAAAUGCUGAAGUUUGGCACUUUAGCAAAUCUUUAUUCGUAUUAUAAUUCAGAUGUAUUGAAUUUCCCAUGCACUUCAUUUAAUAUAACAGGCUUUUAAAUAUUUGCGCACAAUUUCUACUUAAAGUAUCAAAAAAAAGGCACUCAUUUUGUGGAACAACCCGUACGGUGUAGUGUAGACCGUAGGGCAGCUUGUCUUCGACAAACUCACUGGAAUGUCUUCCCCAGCAGAGAAUGAAAGUGCACUGAACUCAUACUAAACAGUGGGUGAUUUACAAUGUUUUUUUUCUCUCUCUUAAUUGAUUGUACAUAUGUAUAUUGUUUGCGGUUCCACGUAUUGUCUUCAUAAUAUCAACUGAACUAUCUGUCAAAUGAUUAUUGAGGGAUUCUUGACUUUAGUGAAAACGUGUGGGUUGUGUAUGAGCUGUACAUAAAUGUCAUGUCCUCAUGCUUUUUCAUAUUGGUAAAAUAAAAAACAGCAUAAACAAGA
Oncorhynchus mykiss (rainbow trout) is the source of this 2590-nucleotide messenger RNA. RefSeq names its product forkhead box I3a (gene foxi3a). Gene Ontology annotation, biological process: regulation of transcription by RNA polymerase II; anatomical structure morphogenesis; cell differentiation. The record is from RefSeq and is a predicted model, not a curated record. Gene Ontology annotation, molecular function: DNA-binding transcription factor activity, RNA polymerase II-specific; RNA polymerase II cis-regulatory region sequence-specific DNA binding. Lineage: Eukaryota; Metazoa; Chordata; Actinopteri; Salmoniformes; Salmonidae.